UCAAAACUGGCCAAUCUGGAUCGAGCUUUCAAGAAGUGGCUCUCCAGUUUGGAGUAGUGUUAUUUGCAACAGACACAAGGCGAACGCGGCAGGAAUGUCUCCAGAGGAUGAACUCCAAAGUCCCACCCUUGGAUUCGGCUCCUCCAGAGAUGAUCUCAUGAUGAGUCGUGGUGAUCUUGACAGCAGUCGUGAGCCGGGGAGAAGGACACGCAGCAGCCUCCGAACAAGAACCCCAGAGUCCGAGAGCAGCUGUCAUGGCGACGCUGCCAGUGGAGAGAGUCCUUUCCUGAAAAUCCUGAUGGACGCAGAAGCAGCUGCCAACUCUGCAGCAAUCCAACUCGUAUCCUUCAAAGACGCCAUAGAAGAUGAAUUUGCUGAUUCAAGGCAGUCGGCCAAAGAUAGGCGCCAGAUCGCGCGGCAGAGAGGACUGCUGCUGGAGAAACUGGAGGAUUUUAGGCGGAUAAAUAAGUCUGUGCGGCAGAAACUGAAACUGCUCCAAGAUACAGAGGCUAAUCGAAUUGACACGGACAAACAGAUUGAUAUCUUACUGAACAAGGUCACACAGGCUGAAAGUGAAAAUGAGCAAUUAAAAAGAGGUUUGAAUGAGGCCGAAAAGAAAGUUGAGGAUCUCAUGGACAUGCGCAGAGAAGAGCAGGAGAACAUAAAAAGUGCUGUUCACAUGACCAAAUCGGUGGAGGCGACUCGUGCUCACCUGCAGGGCCAGCUGCGCAGCAAGGAAGCUGAAAACAACCGUCUGACUGUACAGUUGCGGACUCUGGAGAGAACCCUGACUGAGCAGAAGUUGGAGAUUGAGGCUCUAAAAGGGUCCUUUGCCUCCGUGUCUGAGAAGGCGGCGCAGGACAAAGAAUCUCUCAAGAAAGCCACCAGAGCACAGAAACUGAGGGCCGAGAGAUUUGAAACUGCCAUUGAGAAAUGCUACGCACAGCUGAAAGAAAAGGACGCUCAGCUGGCCAAAGCCCACUUAGAGAGAGACUCCAGGAGACAGCAGAAGGAGCAGAUGACGGAUGAGAAAGACAAACUGGUCUCUCACGUCGACUUGUUGAAAUGUCAAAUCGCAGACUUAACGGCGAGGCUGCAGAAGGAGAAGGACGAGCUAACAGCGGCUAAUGAGAUUGUGAUGCAACGGGUUGAAAAACUCAUCGCUGACAACGGAGACCUCAGCGUCAAUAAUGCAACACUCAAGGCAUCUGUAGAUCAGCUGGAGCAGCAUCUCGCUGACUGUGAGUCUGCCCUCGUAGAGGAGAAGAUCGUCUCCCAGGAGAAGAAACAUCAAGCCGAACAAUUCCAGUGUCAGGUUGCAGACCUUCAAAGGGAGAUAGAAGAUCUUAAGAGAAGACACACACAUAUUUUAAGAGAGACUGAGAAGAUACAAGAUGGGAAACAGUCAGAAGUGGAGAAGGUGAGGCAGGAGCUGCAGGGCCGUGUGGAGGAGCUGAAGGCUUACCCUGAGUUACUGAGUGCAGCUGAGCAGAGUCUCUUCGAGUGCCAGGAGAACCUGCAACGCUCGGAGAGGAAGUGCUCAGAAAAGUCAGAGUCCAUUAGGCAACUUCAGGCUAAGUUUGAGAGUCAAACCAAACAGCUGAGAUCAUCCGCGGAGAUGAAAGACUCCAUUCACGAGGCCAACGCGCAGCUACUAGAAAACAUCAAUUCCGUCCAAAAGAAGAUGGAGAAGCUGCAGCAGGAGAAUCUGGAGCUCGUACGGAGGCUUGCAGCUCAGGAGGAAGCCCUCAGCUACAGCAACCGGCAACUGGAUCAGCGCUCGUCUGAGUGCCAGGCCCUGAGCCGGCAGCUGGAGGCGGCUUUAGCAGACGUCAGACAACAGGUCAGCAAGGUAAAGGACCAGGCCGUUUCCAGAGAAGACGUCCUUCAGACGAAGAUCCUGGAACUGCAAGCAGAGAAGAGCAGAAGGGACAACGAGCUGAGGCUUCUUCGCCAGAGCAAACUCACCGCGGAGAAACAGUUCGAGGUGCGCAUGAAGGACCUGCAGCUCAGUCUGGACCAAUCAGAGAGCCACAAACAAAGCAUUCAGAACUACGUGGAUUUCCUCAAAAACUCCUACAAGACGAUGUUCGAUGAAGGGCUGCAAGCAUCAACGUUCGGAUCGUCGUAUUUUCUAAAAUGACGAAGGUUUGCGUGAGUGUGAGUGCGAAUGGUUGUUUCUGUGUUGGCCCUGCUACAGACUGAUGACCUGUCCAGGCUGGGACAGGCUCCAGCCACCACCACCACCCUAGUGAGGAUAAGCGGUAGUAGGAGAUAAGAUUUUGCAUUUAAAAUGUGUUUUUGUGUGCUGUUAUAUUUAUUAUAUUAAAUUAAAAUGGGGCAAUAAAAUGGAAGCUGUGUUUGGAUAGCUUUGGAUAGUUUUCAGGGAAUUCUAAUGUUGUGUUGAGAUAUUUUGAUGGUUGUUUUAGCUCAAACACAGAUGCAGAUUUUGGAUUUCGAACUUGGUGCUACGUAUACGACAAUGAGCCAACUGCAUAAAUGUUGUGUGAGGUGAGCCUAGCUUUAACUCUUUUUAAUUUGUUGAGUAAGACCAUUUCAUAUAUAUUCACCCCUUUCUAAGCUGACAGCGACGUAUUGUUUCAAUAGAAAUGUUUGAGCACUUAAAUAAUGCAUCAAGAAUCUGGUCUAUUGGAAAAACAUUAAGAAAAAGAGGGUUUUUUACUAAUGUUUCAUGGAGAUAAUGAUUAAUCUAAAGAAGAAAAAAGAGC
Molecule: messenger RNA, 2729 nt
Organism: Mugil cephalus (flathead mullet)
Lineage: Eukaryota; Metazoa; Chordata; Actinopteri; Mugiliformes; Mugilidae
Product: outer dense fiber protein 2-like
Exons: 17
Coding region: 95-2143 (682 amino acids)
Biological process (GO): negative regulation of cilium assembly
Cellular component (GO): centrosome; ciliary basal body
Source: RefSeq, a predicted model, not a curated record